UGGCGGAGGCGGAGCCGAGCGGUGCUUCGAGCGGGUCCCCGCGGGCUGACGGAACGGCCGCAGCCGCGCCACGGGCAGAGCCAUGGGGCUGCCGGGGCUGCUGGUGGGGCUCUUCGUCGUGCCCGCUGUGCUGGUGAGCACCGGCCUUCGCCACGGCGCCCCGCGGGCCGAGCCGGAGCCGGCCGAGGUGGAGGCGGCCGAGGGGGAGCCGGCCUGGGGCGCCGUCCCCGAGGACUCGCUGUGGCCGCUGCCGCAGUGGCUCCGCACGUCCGGCCGCCAGCUGCAGCUGGCCCCCGGCCGCUUCCAGCUGGUCCACGGCGCCGGCUCCUCGGCGGGGCCGGCCUGCGGUCUGCUGCAGGACGCCUUCCGCAGGUACUACGAGUACAUGUUCGGGCAGUCUCGCCGGCGGAAGCGGGGCCGCAGGCCGCUCGGCGCCCGGGCGGAGCCCGAGCUGGUGCAGCUGCAGGUGGUGAUCGACUCCCGGGACCCCGGCUGUCACAGCUACCCGCACCUCGCCGCCAGCGAGGCCUAUCAUUUAACUGUAACUGAGCCUGUGGCUAUACUGAAAGCAGAUGAGGUAUGGGGCGCUUUAAGAGGCUUGGAAACCUUCAGCCAGUUGGUUCAUGAAGAUGACUAUGGAAGCUUUCUUGUCAAUGAAUCUGAAAUCGAUGACUUCCCAAGAUUUGCUCAUAGAGGAAUCUUACUAGAUACUUCAAGGCAUUAUUUACCAUUGAAAUCUAUUCUUACAAACCUGGAUGCCAUGGCUUUUAACAAGUUCAAUGUUCUGCACUGGCAUAUAGUAGAUGAUCAGUCAUUCCCCUACCAAAGUAUUUAUUUUCCUGAGUUAAGUGACAAGGGAGCAUACUCCUAUAACCACAUCUAUACUCCUACUGAUAUCCGUCUGGUGAUUGAGUACGCCCGGCUAAGAGGCAUUAGAGUUAUUCCAGAGUUUGAUACUCCAGGACACACACAGUCUUGGGGAAAAGGUCAAAAAGAUCUUCUCACCCCUUGUUACAGUGGAGAACAGCCAACUGGGUCCUUUGGACCUGUAAAUCCCAUUUUGAAUACAACUUAUGACUUCAUGACAAAAUUCUUCAAAGAGAUCAGCAGUGUAUUUCCAGAUGCAUACAUUCAUUUGGGAGGAGAUGAAGUGAACUUCGAUUGUUGGAAAUCUAAUCCUGAAGUGAAAGAGUUCAUGAAGAAGCAAGGAUUUGGCACUGACUAUGCUAAACUGGAAUCUUACUAUAUUCAGAAGAUUUUGGAUAUUGUUUUCUCCUAUAACAAAGGAUACGUGGUCUGGCAAGAAGUGUUUGAUAACAAAGCGCAGCUGAAACCAGACACUGUAGUUCAAGUGUGGAUGGAGAACAACUAUGCUCAUGAACUGAGCAGUGUCACUGGAGCUGGGUUUACUGCUAUCCUGGCAGCUCCCUGGUACUUAGACUAUAUCAGUUAUGGGCAAGACUGGAAGAAAUACUACAGCGUUGAACCGCUUAACUUCCCUGGAUCUGAAAAACAGAAAAAGCUCUUAAUAGGUGGAGAAGCCUGCCUGUGGGGGGAGUUUGUGGAUGCAACUAACCUCACACCAAGAUUAUGGCCUCGAGCAAGCGCUGUAGGGGAAAGACUCUGGAGCAGCAGGAAUGUGACCAACUUGCAUGAUGCCUAUAACAGACUGACUAAUCAUCGAUGCCGCAUGCUCCGCCGUGGCAUAGCAGCCGAACCUGUGUUUGUUGGGUAUUGUGCCCAUGAAGCAAGAGGGGAGUAGCUGCUGCAAAGACGUCUAGUCAACAACCUGAAGUGCCUCUGGGGUAUGAAUGUAUGUACAUGCAGUUUGAUAUCUGAACCAAAACUUAAAAUUUUCACUUUCAAAAUAAAGUUAUUAUUUGACAUGC
Tyto alba (common barn owl) is the source of this 1889-nucleotide messenger RNA. RefSeq names its product hexosaminidase subunit beta (gene HEXB). Lineage: Eukaryota; Metazoa; Chordata; Aves; Strigiformes; Tytonidae. Gene Ontology annotation, cellular component: membrane. Gene Ontology annotation, molecular function: beta-N-acetylhexosaminidase activity. The transcript is spliced from 14 exons. The coding region runs from base 83 to 1762 and encodes 559 amino acids. Gene Ontology annotation, biological process: glycosaminoglycan metabolic process; carbohydrate metabolic process; ganglioside catabolic process. The record is from RefSeq and is a predicted model, not a curated record.